This is a messenger RNA of Triticum dicoccoides, 1263 nucleotides long. RefSeq names its product ubiquitin-related modifier 1 homolog. The transcript has 5 exons. Gene Ontology annotation, biological process: tRNA thio-modification. NCBI's taxonomy places the organism in Eukaryota, Viridiplantae, Streptophyta, Magnoliopsida, Poales, Poaceae. Gene Ontology annotation, cellular component: cytoplasm. Bases 598 to 900 code for a protein of 100 amino acids. The record is from RefSeq and is a predicted model, not a curated record.
AUGACCUAGGCACCUAGCAGCAGUUGGCCCGCAAGCGAGGGACGGAGGGAGGGCGACCGCGACACCUGCCAGUGCGCCGCGCCGCCGGCUGCCGGCGACUGCCCCCACGCUCCUGCCAGGGACUGCUCCGCCCCCUGUCGCUCGACUUCCCCCCACCCCCGGGCCCCCAAGUUCCCAGACAGCCGGCAGUCCCCGCCUCCCGCCUCCCCGCUGCUCAGGACAGCCGGUGCUGCUCUAGGCGGACGCCGCCGCAGCUCUACAGCCUCUACUCCGGCCUCUCCUCGACUCCCCGUCUCCCAGCGCAACCAGCAGUCCGUCCGUCCAAAGGACAGGGCACUCGAGCACGCCGCCGCCGCCCACACAUCGUCAUACGCUCCUCCUCCACCGCCGAAGCCCUCCACUACAACACCGCUCUCCGCUGCCAACCACAUCCUGCAAUCUUGCACGCCUCCGACGCUUCAAACAACUUAACUACCGGCUGCCCUUUUCCGCAACCCUCUCCCCUUCCGCCUUUUUAUCUUCACUCUUCUCUUGGCCUGAUUCCAACAAGGAAAUUCUAAAACCUAAUCAAUCUGCAUCGCUUCUGAUCCUUCAGCCAUGCAUCUCACUCUUGAAUUCGGGGGCGGUCUGGAGCUUCUCCUAGAGAAAUCCACCAAGGUACACAAGGUGGAUGUCCAGCCCAGGGACGGUGAAGACAAGGCCACUAUGAAGGGAUUGCUCUCUUGGGUGAAGUCCAAUUUGAUCAAGGAGCGGCCAGAGAUGUUCAUCAAGGAUGACUCUGUGAGGCCUGGGGUUCUUGUCCUUAUAAAUGACUGCGACUGGGAGUUGUGUGGAGGCCUUGAUGCAGAGUUGGAAGAUAAGGACGUGGUUGUCUUCAUCUCCACACUGCACGGUGGUUAAUUUUACUUCUACUGUAGGCUACCGAUGGUAUUGCGAUCUGUGGAAAAGAAACUAAAUGCACUGUAAUUUUCAAUGUCACUGUAACCUUCUCCUUGUUUCACUAUCUAAGUGAAGGAUCAACUGGUUAUUAUGGACCUACUCAUUACUACUAUAACCAGGAUGCUCCUCCCCCUUUGUGAUGGUUUUGGAACAGUUAAGGUACCUGAAGAUGUGUAAAAUACCAUCAGUGGGAAAACUAUUUGGACGAUGAAACUGAUUAGAAAAUCUCAUAUGGGCAAACUGGCGGUACUGUAAAAUGGGCAGUACCAUUAUAUUGUCCAUCGCAAUAGCAAGUUCAGUGCAGUAGUGUGUUUGAUACCAUCA